AUGAUUGGCAGCGUCUUCUUCAUCUUCAACCGCCUGGUGGAGAUCACCUUCCUGAUCCCCAUCAUCGGCAUGAUGGCCUGGUUCGUCCACGGCUACGUCCAAGCCAACAUGCUGACCCCACCCUACAUCCUGGUCCUGUUCAUCGUCAGCGUCAUCGCUGUCUUCUGGGCCUUUGACACGCUCAUCCGCUUCUCCACAACCAAGCGCUCUGCUCUCUUUGUUGCCUUCCUGGACCUGUGCUUUUUCGGCUCCUUCAUCGCCGGUGUCUACCAGCUGCGCUUCAUCGCCAAUGCCGACUGCUCCCACUGGGACGGUGGCAGCGCGUGGGUCUCGCUGGGCCCGUUCGGCGAGUUUGGCUUCCGCACGAAUAACGAUCUGUCCCUGCAUAUAAACAAGACCUGUGCGAUGCUGAAGACCUCCUUUGCGUUUGGCAUUAUGGAGGCGGCCUUCUUCCUCUGGACUGCGUUUCUGGCGCUCUUCUUGCAUAAGAAGAACCGCGACGUUAUUGUCAAGGAGACCACCGUGCGGAGACGCAGCCAUUCCAGUCGUCGCGGAUCCGGCUCACGACAUCGGCAUCAUAGCUCCAGUCGCAGACCGCAUUAUGUGGUUUGA
Penicillium riverlandense is the source of this 612-nucleotide messenger RNA. RefSeq lists its product as uncharacterized. Bases 1 to 612 code for a protein of 203 amino acids. Lineage: Eukaryota; Fungi; Ascomycota; Eurotiomycetes; Eurotiales; Aspergillaceae. The transcript has 2 exons. The record is from RefSeq and is a predicted model, not a curated record.